GAGUGAGAGCCAGUCUGCAGAGAGAGAGAGAGAGCGAGAGAGCGAGCGGCAGCAGCAGAGAUGGACCUGCAGUCGGAGAGCAGUGGGCCCCCGCCGUGCGACCCCCAGCCGUCCGGGAAGAUCAACAAGGCGGCGUUCAAGCUGUUCGGCAAGCGGCGCGGGGGCAGCGCCGUGCCCAGCAUCUUCUCCGUGCGGGGCCGGGGGGAGGGGGGCCGGGGGCCCGCCAAGGCGCCGCUCGGCAGGAGCCGGACGCACGAUGGGCUGGCGGCGGCGGCCGAGCCCGAGGGCGGCAGGAGGGACGUGCCGGCCGGCGGCGAGCAGCCUCACGCCAGCGGCGAGUCCGGCCCCCGCGCCCCCGUACCCAAAUCGCUCAGCUUCUUCUCCCUGCUGCGCAGGAAUGGGCGGGCCGGCCCGGGGGCAGAGCCUCGGCCCCCCAAGCAGAGGAAGGGGCUGCGGGGGCUGUUCAGCAGCAUCCGCUGGAGCCGGGGGCGGGACAAGGGCGGCCGGGCGGGGCCGGGGGCAGGGCUGGGGACGGGGCCGGGGGAGGGCGUGCUACUGGCGUCGCGCUCCAACAGCGUGGAGAUCAUGAAGGAGGACGUGGCCCUGAGCCUGGAGCCGCAGCCGCGGGUCCCCGAAACCGCCGUCCCCACAGAGCCCCCUGCCACGCCCGCCGUGCUGCCCCCUGUCGCUGGAGAUUCUGGGAGCUCUGCCCCAGGGGAUGCUGGGAGAUCCAGAGAGCCUGAGGACACACAGAUGGAGCCGCGCCGCAGCCCAGAGAGACAUGCGCCUGGCCCCGCUCCUGGCCCCGCCCCCACCGCUCACACCCCCGCCCCACCCUCUCAGGAGUCUCCCGUGCCCUCGCCCCAGAAGCCCAGCAGGGCGGCGCUCAAGCCCAAACCCGGCAGCCCCGACACGCGGCUGCUGUCCCCCACCCCCGCCAUGACCGUCACCCCGCCGGAGUCGCACGCCGCCGACCCCCCCGACCCCCCCUCUGAGCCCUGCAUGGACCGCUUCUGCUCCAUGUUCACCGACGUCACCUCGCUGAAGAGCUUCGACUCGCUGACGGGCUGCGGUGACAUCAUCGCGGACACCGAGGAAGAGGGGGCCAGCGGCAGCGGGAGCAGCAGCGGGACGGGCAGCAGCAGCGGGGGUGGGACAGGGGGCGGGGCACGGGGCGGGGCGGCCGCUGGGGACAGGCCCUCCCCUGCCCGCGCCGCCCCUCCUCCCCCGCCCGCCUCGCUCACCCCCGUCACCCGCACGCCCACACCUCCCCCCAGCCCCGCCCCCUGCUCCGCCCCCUGUCCCGCCCCCGCGGUGCUGAAGGCGAGGGAGCCGGGUGCGAAGCCGCAGGGCAGCGGGGUGGUGGCCUACAUGGGCGGGGGGGAGGAGAUGGCCAGCCCUGACGAGGUGGACGACGCCGACAUGCAGGGCCUGUGGCACAUGCUGCCGCAGAAGGGCGAGGACUCGCCCGCCCUGCCCCGCGCCGACCCCGCCCCACGGGCUGACCGGAGACCUCCCCCGGUGAAGGCCCUGGGGCUCAGCAAGAUCCCCGUCAGCGGGGGCGGCAGGGGGGGCAAGCCGUCCCGCGAGGCUCCGUCCGAGGAGGGGCGGGGCAAGGACCCGCAGGACGCCCCCUCCAACAGCGACGAGGGGUACUGGGACUCGACCACGCCCGGGCCGGAGGAGGAGGGCGGGGCCUUCCCGGCGGGGGAGGGGCUCCCCCGCGACAGCUGCAGCGGAGAUGCCCUGUACGACCUGUAUGACCCCGAGGAGCCGCCGGGGGGCGUGGUCUCUGACGAGGAGCUGACCCUGCCCUCCGGCAGGGGGUGCAGGCUGACCCCGCCCUCGCAGGGCGCAUCUUUCCGUUCGCUGCGCGGCAGCACCAGCCUGCCCCGCGACUCCCGCAUUCCCAUCAGCAUCAAGCAGACACCGCCGUCCCACUCCGCCAGCCAGGGGGCACUCGCUCCUGCCCCCGCCCCCGCACCCCACACCUCCGGCAAGGCCGAUGCCCCCCGCACCAAGAUCCCCGUGUCCAAGGUCCCCGUCCGCCGGGCCAGCAAUAAACCCGUCCCCACGCGCCCCGCCCCGAACAGGAAAUAGAGCUCUCUGCACUUCAUGCCGUAGCUGAAGCACGCGAUACAGUAACAGGCGUUUCAGAGCUGUAGUCCAAAAUCUGGAAAAUUUCCCUCCGACAUUGACGCGGUGGACGCAGUAGCUACACCUCUCUCCGAGAUGCACACGGGAGAGCUCUUUUCCUCUGAUUUUCUUUCUGCGACACGUUACACCCUAAUCAGCGGAGCGGGAAGGUGACGCUCCAUCCACGCCCUCUCUACACAUUCUGCCUUUCUGACUGAGGAACGAGAACCACAGAGAACCACCGAGAACCACAGAGGAACCAAGAAUCACCGAGGAACCAAGAACUGGAG
Megalops cyprinoides (Indo-Pacific tarpon) is the source of this 2426-nucleotide messenger RNA. RefSeq names its product APC membrane recruitment protein 2 (gene amer2). The coding region runs from base 61 to 2100 and encodes 679 amino acids. Gene Ontology annotation, molecular function: phosphatidylinositol-4,5-bisphosphate binding; beta-catenin binding. The record is from RefSeq and is a predicted model, not a curated record. Lineage: Eukaryota; Metazoa; Chordata; Actinopteri; Elopiformes; Megalopidae. Gene Ontology annotation, cellular component: plasma membrane. Gene Ontology annotation, biological process: regulation of canonical Wnt signaling pathway. The transcript has a single exon.